GCGGAGGACCAUUAUUGGUAUCACAGCCAGCUGACAGUGCAGCGCAAUGGAACCUGUACUGGACAUGGCGGAGGGCCUGACCGAUGUGAAGGAAGAAGAACCUUUGCUUGAGGAUGGCACUUUGAUUGCCGAGGCGCCAGCGGUGGAAGAACACAGAAGUGCUGAUGAUGGCGAGGAUGAAGGGCAGCAAAUGGUUGCAGCUGGGACCAUCAUAGCGCAGGAAACGGCAGACGAAUCAGAAGCUCCAGAAGCGGAGGAUUUCUUGAAUGUCAAAGAGGAAACUCAGGCGGACGGAGACAAUGCAGACUACCAGGAGGAGGAUCAAGAGAGCAAAGAAGAAGAUCUCCCCAUAGUGGGCACAAUAAUCGCAGAGGGAAAUGCAGAAGAAGACGGGGAUGCCGAAGCAGCUUCAACAAGUCGGCUUGCGGUCGAGCAGGAUUCAGUGCAUGAGGGAGUGCGAGAAAAGAGACGCCGCUCCCCAGAGCCGUUUGGCGAGGAUGAACAGAAGGCAAAACGCCUCAGAGAGAAGGAAUGGGAGAAGGUCGAGUCUCACGGAUCGACUCACUAUGGAAAUUGGAAGAACAAGCUAGAGCUUCAGCAAUCGUGGCUGAAAGACCCAGAAGAAGUGAAGAAAAGACUAGAGCAGGAGGAGAAAUGGAGAAACACUACUGUAGAUGGCUUUUUCGAUUAUGUGGAGUUGAACUUUUCUAAGACCAAGCUGACAAGUUCCGGCUUGAGGGAGGUGGUGAAAUUUUGCAAACAAUGCCCCGACCUGCGAGUCUUGAAGCUCUUUCAAAACGAUAUUGACGAUGAAGGUUGCUUCGAGCUGGCAGGCAUUUUCAAAGAGUGCACCCUCUUGGAGGAGCUCCAUUUGAGCCACAACUGGAUCACAGAGAAGGGCGUCGCCGUGCUUGCAGAGGCGGCACUUGAAGACCUGUCCACUCGUUUCUCUCGGCCUCUUUGGCUGAGGGUGGAGCAUAAUUAUCUUAGCAAUGCAUCAGGUUUCAUGGAGCGUCUCAAGACCAAAUACUACCCACAUAUUUGUGGCCGUGAUGAUCGCAGAGACUGUUCAAACAAAAGUUGCAUUAACAACUGCAGGAUCCACAUUCCUUUCCUGAUUGAGGAGAGGGGAGGAAAAGGUGGAGCUCGGUGGGGUCGUUCAAGUUGGGACAACAAUCACAAUGACAAUUGGCCUCAAUAUUCCCAGACUUCGCAGGCCUCGCAGUACAAGGCACGUCAGCCAUCCAGGAGCAGAUCCCCACAACACUGCCGCAUCCGCCUGAAAGAGCGCUCAUUCUCACCAACAAAGCCCAACCCUCGCUGGGAGCGGGCUGAGCCGCGCGCGGAGCGCAUGCCCGAACGUCGGGAAGUCUACUACGACGUCGAGAAAUACCGGCGGCCGAAAGCCCCUCCCCGAGCACCAACUCCACCGCCACGACCUCACAGAGAGCAACCUGUCAGGCGGAACCCUCCCAUUCCACCCAGUCGGCACCGCUCGCCACCCAGACGGAACCGGCAAGUGCCUGCAGAGACUCGUCAACCACAGAAGCCGCCGGUCAGGCAAUUUAGACGCCCUCCCUCCCCCCCAAAGCCAAAGCCAAAGGCUCAGCAGGUCACUUAUGCUGUUCCGGCACCUUUGCCACCUCAAGCGGCUGCCGACUCAGAUUACAGCUAUUACUACAGUGAAUAUAGCUAUGAUGAGGAUGAGCCACAACCUCCACAACCUGCCUGCGCUAUGCCAGUGGCUCGGCCACAACCAGUGACGGUUCCCAUGGCACCGGUGAGACAGCCACAACCUGUUCAGGCUCCACCCCGACCAGCUCGACCAAGGGUGCCUCCUAAGGCACCUCCCCGAGAAACUCCACGGGCACCACAAGGGCGAGCACGGACAGUGAACCGACGUGAAGCGCGACAACUUCAGGCGGAGCAGCACUUGGUUGAAAGGUACGAGGCUCUGAGCAGAAAUGAUGCAAGGCCAAGGCCAGCGAAACGGACUAGAUAGGAAACAGAUGGAAACAUCGAGAAUCACCCAAUUGGGUGACAGAUGGUGACAGGAACAUGCAGGAAAUGGCUUUUGACAUUCUUUGGCUUGAAGCCACUGGGGAAGCCCUGUGCGCCAGAGGGCCAUCACCAACCGACGUGCCAACUUUCAA
Durusdinium trenchii is the source of this 2153-nucleotide messenger RNA. Lineage: Eukaryota; Dinophyceae; Suessiales; Symbiodiniaceae. The record is from the annotation of a GenBank genome assembly.